This is a messenger RNA of Heterobilharzia americana, 5070 nucleotides long. NCBI's taxonomy places the organism in Eukaryota, Metazoa, Platyhelminthes, Trematoda, Strigeidida, Schistosomatidae. The record is from the annotation of a GenBank genome assembly.
ACUACUGAAUGGAUGACAAGUGUGCAAGUGGAUUACGACUUAUGAAAUCAAUUCAACUCAUUGAUCCAAUUACUUCAUAGAACUCUGGAGACUGGUGCUGUUAUUUUAUUUUACCUCGUUCAUCAGAUUUUGUAACGCAACGAUGCAUUUCUCUAGUAAGCAAUAUCACACUACCUGUCCUUACAUCUCACCCAUAUGUCGACGCUUUUACUGUGUAAAACAGUAUGAGCUGUAAUUGAGGAUUCACGUCGAUGCACUGUGACAUUUAUUUGUCAUCGAUGUUCACUAGAUUACGGGGCCUAAUGCAGCAGAUGCCACUGACACAAAGUUAAAUGGGUAACUAUCUAAAUUAGUUCUGCAGUACAGUAUUCCAGAUAUGUUACUUUCUUGGAACGACGAAACGGCAUAAGGCAUAGUUGUGUAUCAUUUUCUAACUGUCAUUUGUAACUCAGUAAACUCUUCUAAUGUAGUCUACUGAGAAAACGUGGAAAUUUCACCCGAAACGUAACCCCUGGUUUCAAACUCACAUCCACCAGUUUCAGCUGCCAACGUACUACGAAAUGUUUUCGUAAGUAUCAUAUCACUGUUUAAUUGUUUAUCCAGAUAGCAGUCUUUAAUGCAUUGUCAAUAUAGAUCUCAUCUCACAUAAGCUGCCAUGAAAACAGUAGUCGUAUAUUCCAAGUCAGAAGAAAUUUCCGAAACCAGUUAUUGUGUCUUAUAUGACUACCUUUAACUUUGUCUGCUCUCACCUUCUCAACCAUUUCUAGAGUCUUGACAUCAGUUUUCGACACAUACAUUUUCCUUUAGCUCUCAUAUAUUGAAGAUUGUGAGAAUGACUGGUUCGUUUCAUUUAGAAGUGUGAUAAAACUUUAAUCACAUGAAUUUCAUUUUUUUAUAGUUAUAAUAGUCCUCUUUUGAUGAAACCAGAUAAAUUCGACAGCCCACAGCAUUGCAUUACUCAUAUUAGUUGACGUAAUCGUGCAAAUCAUUCAUCCCGCUGAGACCUCAAGUCUCUUUUUCCAAAGACUUUACAGCUGUGGACGACAGCUGCCUUGAAUGUAAGCCUGUGUUACUUCAGUUUUUGUUUUCACAGUGAAAUUUCCGCACAGUUUCCAAGACUGGCUUGAUUCUACAAGUAUACUGUGUGGUUGAUACUAAAUUCGUACUAGAAAUUUUAUUUCUUCAUUCGUGUGUUUACACUACCACAUGUAACUUACGAAUAGUCGUUGAUGACACUCUUGAAGUCAAUUCUCAUUCAGAUUAACAGAUAUAUACAAGGGGUUUUAAUAUGGACACAUGGGACUUACUGUCAUCUCGGAUCAGCCAAUCACAAAAGUUAAUCGAGCAUCUUGUUGGCUGGAAACAUAUCGGGCACCACAGAAAUCGGUGAACAAGUUGAAAUACGUUGUUGCCAGUCACGGUAAGAAUGUCAGAUGCCUAUUAUCUCAUCUUGAAAUACUUGAUGACUGAAAGCGAACACGAUUAUGAUAGUCACAGAAGAAAAGAUUUAGGGCUGUCAUCGAGAAGAAUUGAUAAAACUCUUAUUUGAAUCAUCCCUGAAGUUGUGUAUGCAGUUGUUGUUUGGAAACACCGUAAAAUCUCACUCACCAACUGUUUUGAGACCAUGUAGAUAACAUGAAACCUUAGCUUUGGAAUAUACCUUCUCUACUUUGAUGCAACCAUGAGACUACUUCUGGUUCUGUGUUACCUGAUGCGAUUCAGAGACAUCUUACGGAAAUUAACUAAUAGAUGUGGGUUAAGCAAGAGUAUCGUUGCUUUGUUGUGUACUGCAUCAUGCUAACAUGAAUUGUCAUUCAGUCUAGUCGGGCAGUCUGAUGCAACUAUAGGCUGCCAUAUAAAUAAGUGUCUACCUUUUCAAAUAAUGCUGUAAAAGGUGGAUAGGUUAUGAGGAACAUUGAAAUCUUCAGCACCUUUAGUCCUCCGACAUGUCAUUUUCCUAAUCUAUCACGUCUAUCAGGCAUAUUUUGAUGGGCAAAAUCAUGCUUGAAGUAAACUUGAUGGAGAUGCUUCACUUCGCAACACAGUGGCUGGAAAAUGCUGAAAACGGUUUCUCAUGACUUAUUGAGGAAAAUUGUAGCAUAGAGUGAAUCGCAUCUGCACACCAAUCAGUUCUCACCUCAGUUUCUCAAAAGACUAAGUCUAAUAGUCUAUGUCUGUGAAAUAAUUCAUCGAGUGAUCAUUGUGUGAAUUGUCAGCUGAUAUAACGGAAACAAAUAGACUUGUAUGUAACACAGUCUGCUUCAUGUACCGAAAUAACACUGAUACAAUCGUAAUUUUUGUGCCUUCAAGCACUAAGCAUUUAUAAGAGUUUAGGAUCAGAAAUAUAUCUCAAAUAUACUAGCUAUUUAUCAUUAGCCCUAUACUAACAUGCAUAUUAACAGUUACUAUCAAAUUAUCAAUCAAAAGGUGAUGACAGUUUUACUUUUUAUUAGUCAUGAGGAUAAUCAGUUCGAGAUAUUAGGGUAUAAAUAAUAAAUUGAGUCAUUAUGCGUAGUAUAAAAUUGCAAUUGUGCCAAUAUGAAACAAUUUGUUUUUGACAAACUGCUGAUGAGGUAAAUGAAGUGUAUAUGCAGCUCACACGACAACAUUACAUUGCUAUGGUUGCAGUGCUAUGUUUCUGGCACAUAACUAGUAGUUACUGUUUUUCAGAAAACUUCAAUAAAUUGACAAGACAAAACCAUCGAAUAUUUUUAAACGCUUACCAACUGAUACUACAAGACAUUAACAGUCAGAUUUGAUAUGUGAAGUGAUCACAUCGUUUAUUCAGACUGUAUUCACUUCUGCUUAACUAUUUGAGGAAAAUACUCGUAAGGCUACAGAACUACACAGCAUAUUGUCAGUUUCUUUGAUGACACUAAGAAGGUGAUUCUACUAAUUAAUUAUGGUGAAGUCCAUUUUUCAAACAGCUUACAAGUCAUUGAAGUCAACAGUGGAAUUAUACGUAUUUGCAUUAGUGAUGGCUGAAUGCCUAUGCCAAUGAAUCAGGCCAUCAAGCUGUCAGUGUGUUAUGGUAAUGUCUGUGGUUGUGCGAGCCACUCUUAAAUUAGGACGACCAGUUAGCAUCGCGAUUAUAAAUCAAGGUUGAAAAUAGGUAAGUGUAAAAUAUUUCGAAUUAUCUUUGCUCAGUUUGAAAUCGCAUGAAUUUUAGCAGAAGUUUAUUUUUGUGUAGAGAUCCUUAUGCUUAUAUUUGAGAAUGCUCAGUGCGUUUCGAAUGUGAGUGUUCUGUCACUGUCGAUGUCAUCCUACGCAAGUGUGCACAUUCAUACACCCAUCCUCACACCAAUGUUGACAAGUUACUCCACCUUAACAAGAUCUAAAAAGCUUUGCGAUUGCAUAUUUCAACUUAACUCUAAGUUGUCUUAUUGACAUGCAUCACUGAAAGGAGUCUUUAGUGAUUUUGAGAGGACUGCAUCACAGUGAAGGUGGAGAGAUCCUUGAUCAAUUCAGCCACAUGAUUGGUGCCGUGAACUGCUGCAUAGCCAUUCUGUUUAUGAUGUCAGGAAACACUGAACUAGCCCUGAAGAAGUGGUGGACACAAGCUUCCAAUUAAUCACACCAGCAAACGAAAUCCUACCUCACUGGGUAGAAUGUGAAUUGAUUCGAGUCAGUAAUUAGUGAAAUUCUCACGGAGAGAAAUCAAGAUUAUGCGUGCACAAAGUCUGUUUGCAGUCAUUGAUUGGUGGAAUCAGAGAGGGUGCAUGAACCGACUGACAACUGAUGAGUAGCUGAUAGAUUUUAAAAAGUGCUGACAUUGAAAUAAACUUAUGCAGUGGCAGUGGAUGGUCACAACGAAUCGGUAGUAAACACUGUAGAGGAGCUUCAUGCUUGUUGGUGUACAUCUGCAAACUGAAUUUGCGAGCAUGAGGAAACUACUGUGUUCUAUCAGUAAUCGGAACCUGCAUGGAACAGUUCUGAAGUCACAGACGUGACCACCAUGAAGGGUGGAGGUAUGCAUGUUUGUUUUUGAAAGUGCGGUGUUCGAAAACAUUAUCCGGUUGGGAAACAGGGAUUCCACCACUUGUGAUGGAUCUCAAACUUAGGUUGACAUUCUGCCUAACUAUGAUAUGCCUCCUACAUGAGAGGUAAUUAGUUUCAGGGUAGCACUCAAUCCAGUAAAUGGAUGUUUGAGCCACAAAUGAGUCGAAGUCUGUGUAAAGCUGAACGCUGAGUCUGUUCACUAUGUUUGCACCAGUGACAACGACUGCAUGUUCCUAUAUCAGAAUUUGACUGUAACAGUGGUGAAUGUAUCGAAGCUGAUGUUUUUAUGUUCAAGGUGGUGGUGGUGGGAGUGAUUCGAUAGAUAAUAUUGUAAUGUGAACAUUGAUGUUUGCUUUCAAUAUUUCUUUUGUAGGGGAUGCGAUCAGGUGUCAUAUUUGUUCAGACUGCACAAAUAGCAUUGGAAGAAUUGAGUCUGGUUGUGGAGCGUGUGGGGAGAUAUGUAUAAACCUUGCACAUGCAUUCAGGUCUACUAACUGUUGGCAAACUCAGUCUACCAGUUUGAUGGCAGAUGGCCCCUUGAUUUUACCAGUACAACAGAAGAUACACAGUUAAAAUUAAUGAAAAGUGUGAAGUGUGACAUGUUUACGCAUACAUAUACCAACGAUCUGAUCACACACUCGUGUUUGAAAGAAAUCAUGUGAACAAUACCAACUGAAUACGAUCAAAAUAUCCAAUUAAAAUUUUGGAUCAUACAGAAGAAAAACUCAUUACAAUGUAACUUUGGAAAGGUUGUAUUCCUUUUGCACUGAUCCCGUGACAGUGAAAUCGUAACUGUGUAAACAGAAAUCAGUUUUUAAUUCUCUGUCCUCAUUUACCUAAAUUUGAAGCUUUUCAAUUCCUACAUCUAGCUAACUUUCUUAUUUUGCAUGAUGUCAUUGCUUACAUGUUUUCAGUUGAGUUAAAAAUUUCUCAUUCCCUUUCUUAUUUACAGUCAUCUACUCACUUCAACUGAAAAUUACUUAUUUACGUUGUCAUAUAUUUCCAGUUUUCUUACAUAUUUUAACUUAUAUUGUUCUCCUGGUGGAAAACUAAAAAAAAUUGUAGUUGACA